Molecule: messenger RNA, 4410 nt
Organism: Polyodon spathula (Mississippi paddlefish)
Lineage: Eukaryota; Metazoa; Chordata; Actinopteri; Acipenseriformes; Polyodontidae
Product: myomegalin-like
Exons: 5
Coding region: 335-4273 (1312 amino acids)
Source: RefSeq, a predicted model, not a curated record
UUACCUUUACAAAGAGUUACACGAGUUACUGAGCGUAGCUCAGUUGACAAUUGCAUAUCAAAAUACUAACUGGACUUCCACUGGUCCAAACACAGACUUGGAACUUCAUCAGCAGGUAGAUCAACUCCAUAAAGGUCUUCAGGAGAAAAAUGAACUGAACAGUCGACUUCAGGAAAGGCUGUCUAGUGCAGAGGCAUGUUUGAACGUGAAGAGAAUUUCAGCUAGUACAAACACAGACCUUGAUCUUUACCGGUUACAGAAAGCCCUUCAAGAGAAGAAUGAACUUAACAAACACCUUGAGGAAAGACUAGGCACUCCAGAGGCAAUUCUGAAUAUGAACAGCAAUUCAGCUAGUACGAACACAGACCUGGACCUUCACCAGCUGCAAAAGGUUCUUCAUGAGAAGGAUCAAAUCAACAAAGACUUGCUGGAAAAACUACACAGGGCAGAGUCUACUGUAGAACAUCUGAAAUCUAGCAGAGCUGUUGCUAACCAGAAUACAGACCCAAGUCUUUAUCUGCAGACAGAUCAGCUUCAGAAAAAUAUUUUGGAAAAGAGACAACUUUACGAAGAGCUUCAGGAAUUACUGCAGACAGCAGAAUCUACCCUAGAACGCCAGAAUUCUACUGGAACUUCAGCUAGUCCAAUUAAAGAACUGGAUCUUCAUCAACAGGUAGCUCAGCUUCAGAAAGUCCUGCAGGAGAAGAAUUACCUUUACAAAGAGUUGCAUGAGUUACUGCACGCAGCUCAGUUGACCAUUGCAUGUUUAAAUGCUAACCAAACUUCAGCUGGUCCAAACACAGACUUGGAAUGUCAUCAGCAGGUAGAACAGCUCCAGAAAGCUCUACAAGAGAGGAAUGAUCUCAACAGACAGCUUGAGGAAAAACUAUCUGGAGCAGAGGCACGUCUGAAUGUGAAGAGAACUUCAGCUAGUACAAACACUGACUUGGACUUUCACCAGUUGCAGAAAGCCCUUCAGGAGAAGAAUCAGAUCAACAAAGACUUGCUGGAAAGAGUACACAGAGCAGAGUCUGUCCUAGCACAUGUAAAUAGUAAAAAGGGUGUAGCUAAUCAGAAUGAAGGUGUGGAACUUCACCAGCAGAUUGACCAGCUUCAGAAAGCAGUUCGGGAGAAGAAUGAACUUAACAAACAACUUGAGGAAAGACUGUGCGCAACAGAGGCACUUCUGAAUGUGAACAGAACUUCAGCUAGUACGAACACAGACCUGGACCUUAGCCAGCUGCAAAAUGUCCUUCAUGAGAAGACUCAAAUCAACAAAGACUUGCUGGAAAAACUACGCAAGGCAGAGUCUUCAGUAAAACAUUGUAAUGCUUAUGGUGCUGUAGCUAAUCCGAACAUAGAUCUGGACCUUCAACAGCAAGUGGACCAGCUUCAGAAAGCCCUGCAGGAGAAGAAUGAAGUUAACAAGCAACUUGAGGAAAAGCUGUCUGGAGCAGAGUCCACCAUAACAGUUAUGAAUCCCAACAUAACUGUAGCUGGUCAAAACACAGACCUUCACCAGCUACAAAAAGCCCUCCAGGAAAAGAAUGAACUUAACAAGAAACUUGAGGAAAGGCUGUCUGCAGCAGAGUCCACCUUAACAGUUCUGAAUGCUAACAGGGCUUCAGGUAGUACAAACAUAGACCAUGACCUUCACCAGCUGCAAAAAGUCCUUCAUGAGAAGAAUCAAAUCAACAAAGACUUGCUGGAAAGGCUACACAAAGCAGAGUCAACCAUAGAACAUCUGAAAUCUAGUAGAGCUGUUGCUAAUCAGAAUACAGAUGUCAAUCUUUAUCUGCAGGUAGAUCAGCUUCAGAAAGCCAUUUUGGAGAAGAAACAACUUUACAAAGAGCUUCAGGAAUUACUACAGACAGCAGAAUCUACCCUAGAGGCCCACAAUGCUACUGGAACUUUAGCUAGUCCAAAUAAAAAACUGGAUCUUCAUGAACAGGUAGAUCAGCUUCAGAAAGACCUUCAAGAGAAUAAUUGUGUUUACAAAGAGUUACAAGAGUUAUUGCGUGCAGCUCAGUUGACCAUUGCAUGUCUAAAUGCUAACCAAACUUCCACUGGUCCAAACACAGACUUGGAUUGUCAUCAGCAGUUAGAUCAACUCCAGAAAGGUCUACAGGAAAAGAAUGAACUUAACAAACAGCUUGAGGGAAAGCUGUCUGGAUCAGAGGCAUGUCAGAAUGCGAUGAGAACUUCAGCUAAUACAAACACUGACCUUCAGCAGCUGCAGAAAGCCCUUCAGGAAAAGAAUCAGAUUAACGAAGACUUGCGGGAAAGACUACACAAGGCAGAAUCUUUUAUAGAACAUCUGAAUGCUAAUAGAGGUGUAACAAAUAGCAAUACAGAGCUGGAAGUUCACCAGCAGGUAGAGAAGCAGCAGAAAGCCCUUCAGAAGGUGAAUGAAGUUAACAAACAACUUAAGGAAAGACUAUGUGCUACAGAAGAACUUCUGAAUGAGACCAGAACUUCAGCUAGUACAAACACUAACCUGGACCUGCAACAGCUUCACAAAGCCGUAAAGGAGAAGAAUAAACUUAACAAACAACUUGAGAAAAGACUAUCUGAAGCAGAGUCCACCUUUGCAAUGGAAUGUUAUCAACAUAAAAAAGACCUCCAGGAGAGAACUGAAAUUAACAAAGAGCUACAGGAGAGAUUACGUGAGGCAGAGUCUACCAUAGAAUGUCUGAAUGAUAAUCCUAACCCAGACACACACCUUCAUCAAAUGGUAGAUGAGCUUCGAAAAACCCUUCAGGAAAAGAACCAAUUUUGCGAAAAGCUGAAGGAAAGAUUAUUCACAGCAGAAUCUACCACAUCCCAUUUGAAUCCCAACAUAGCUGUAAAGAAUGAGAACCCAGGCAUUGACCACCUUCAGCAAGUAGAUCAGCUGCAAAAAGCCCUACAAGAGAAGACACAAAUUAUCAAGCAACUACAGCAAAGGCUACACACAGCGGAGUCCGCCGUAACCCAUCUGAGUGCUAACAGAGCUGUAACUAAACAGAGCACAAACCUGGACCUUCAAAAGCAGGUAGACCAGCUCCAGAAAGCUCUUCAGCAGAAAAAGCAAAUUAACGAGGAGCUGCUGCAAAGACUGCGCACUGCAGAGUCCACCAUAGCACAUCAGAAUUCUAAUCACACAAUGCGUGAAGCCGGGACUUCUUUGGAACAUGAUGACAAAGAGGUUCAGGUGGAUUUGCAAGACCUUGGUUACGAAACCUGUGGAAAGAGUGAAAAUGAAGUGGAUAGGGAAGAAAACCGUAGUACAGAAAAUGAUAAUCGGCUUAAAGAACACAUGAAUGAAGCCAGCCUCCCAUCCCUGCUCAAAAGAAAUGGACAAUUCUUCUCUGUGGAGAAUCUUGAUACAAACUCGUCAAUCUCUUAUCCAAGUUCUCCCUGUCUGAGCUCACCCAAAAUCAGCACGAAGAGCCUGCAAAUCUAUGAUGACUAUGGUUUUACAGACGACUUGGGCGAGCUCAAGCAGCAAGUUAUGGAACUGAAAACAAAACUGGAGAAUUAUCAGAGGGUUAUUCACCACCUGCAGAGUCUUCACCGUAGAAACUCCCUGUCAAGUGAUCUCUUGACCAUUGGGUCAGAACCAGGCCAGCAGACCACAGUGAUGCUCCAGGAAGAACAUGGAGAUUUAGAAAAGGAUGGCCAAGAGAUGUGUUCUCACAAGUCUUUGGGUCUGUUUAGCCAAGACCACAGCCAGAUUGGAAACUUUCCUUUAGGCCAUGAUGAUGAAGACAAGCAGAUGCUGAAGGAUGAGAUAGCAAGCCUUAAGAUUGAACUUGACAAGGAGAAGGCCUCAAACAAGAAUCUUUUGGAACAGUUGCAUCAACUUCAAUCAAAAAUCAGAUCAGCAUCCCCAGCUAGGUUUGAUUCGCUGGUGCAGUCCCAGGCUCGAGAGCUGUCACAGCUCAGGCAGAAGAUGAAGGAUUCUCGCAGCCUGGGCAUGCUGCACCAUCACCAGCUGGAGGAUCUCAACAAGUCCUUUGAAGAGCUACUGCAGGCCAGUGAUGUGGAUUACUAUGUGGGGAAAGCUUUCCGGGGGCAACUGGACAAGAGCCUUUUAGUGCUUGGAAAGCUAGAAGACCAGCUUGAGUGCGGGGGUGGGUAUGCAGACAACGAAGACAACACACUUCUUGAAUUUGCAGAAAGGUAUGCUUUUUUAAAAAACUUGAAACACUCACUCAAACAAAACGUAAACAGUAAUACUGUUUUUGUGAAUUUUGUUUUCUUUAUUCUUUUAUUAAAUGAACUAUUAUGAUCAGAAUGUGCAAAGCGUCCAUGAGUGGCUCACCUGGUAAAGGCGCGUGGUGUACAGGGUAGGUCCAGAGCCGUACCGAUCCUUGAUGCACCCUGUGCGAGAUAUAAAUCCAGCACCCACCCAGAACAUGCAGUCAG